AUGCCAGAAGUCUCAGCAGGUCCUCCUGGAAGACCCGGUGCCGCAGCUCCCGCACCUCCUGCCCAUCAACCUGCUCCUGCCCCGGCCCCAGCUCCAGCUCCAGCGCCUGCACGCAAUCCCGUCAAUCCCAGCAAUCCUGAAACUACUUCCAAUGCGGUGGCGCCACCUUCACGUCCUUCCCAGCCUGCUCGAGUCUCGUAUUCUGGCGCAAAAAUCGUUGGGACCGCCCAGUUGCCAGCAUCCUUGUCAACCGUUGUAUUCCCACAGGGCGCGGCGAGCACUGGCAUUCCCAAACAUAGCGGAUCUCUAGGAAUCGACGGGCUACCUCAGAGCAAGACUAACGGUAAAUCGCUGCUCGGCACGCUUUGGGCGCCCAAAUACGACAGAUAUAUUGGAGACGCACCAGGACAAUGCAAUUCCACUGUGGCACCAUCGGGAGGGUUUCCUUGGGGAGACCGAACAGCAAGCAACACCAAUCCGUAUACAUCGGCCCCUGUCACCGGAGUUGUUCGCUCGUAUACUUUCGAGAUUUCGCGAGGCUAUCUAGCUCCCGAUGGUGUUGAAUUGGAGGUCUUGUAUGUUAACGGCGCAUACCCCGGUCCUACCAUCGAAGCCAAUUGGGGGGAUACUAUCCAGGUCACGGUCACGAAUAGCAUUACAGGACCCGAGGAAGGCACAGCCCUCCACUGGCACGGGCUGUUGCAACAAGCGUCUCCGUUCGAAGAUGGUGUACCUGGCAUCACUCAAUGCCCUGUUGCCCCUGGACAAACCUUCACCUACACCUUUAACGCCGAUCUUUACGGAACGUCUUGGUAUCACUCUCACUACAGUGCGCAGUCUGCUGGCGGAGUCCUCGGUGCGAUCAUCAUUCACGGACCCCAGAACGCUGUAUAUGACGAGGAUCUUGGACCGGUCAUCUUGUCAGAUUACUUCCACGAGGACUACAACACACUGGUCGCGGAUGUUAUGAGCACAGAUCUCUCUAAGAUCGGUCCAUUCUCGGACAACAAUCUCAUCAAUGGCAAGGGAUUCUAUGACUGCUCCUCAAUGGAAGACAACUCGACGUGCACCCCCAACGCAGGUCUGUCGAAAUUCCAAUUUAACUCUGGGGAAUCUUAUCGGCUGCGGCUUAUCAAUGCUGGCGCGGCAGCCACACAGCUUUUCAGUAUCGACAACCACACUCUUACUGUGAUUGCGUAUGAUUUCGUCCCCAUUCAGCCAUAUACCACCGAUGUGGUUACCCUUGGGGUGGGCCAACGCGCGGACGUGAUCGUUCAUGCCACCGCAUCCCCCAGUUCCGCGGUUUGGAUGAGAUCUAUAAUCCCUCCGCGUUGCGGGCGUACCCAGCAGCCUGUGGGUCUUGGAAUCGUCUACUAUCAGAACGCGAACACGACUUCCGAACCGACCUCACAGGCCUGGCCCAUCGAUGAAACACAGUGUGCCAAUGACCCACUAAGCCAGACUGUCCCAUAUGUACCCAUUACGCCACCACACUCAAGCACGACCGUCCAGGUCGACCUUAACUUUGAAAUCAACGCCACAGGGCACUUCUUAUGGACUAUGGACGGCUCUACUUUCCGCACCGAUUACAACGAUCCUAUUCUCCCGCUCGCAAUUGCUGGUAACGACAGCUUUCCCGAGGAAUGGAAUGUGUACAACUUUGGUAGCAACACGAGCUUCACCAUAGUCGUCAAUAACGACAGCCCUCUCGUGCAUCCCAUGCAUAUUCAUGGCCACAACAUGUUUGUUUUGAACGAAGGGAAUGGGCGGUGGGACGGUAGCGUCGUCAACCCUUCUAACCCGAUGAGACGGGAUGUUGUCCAGCUUCGACCAGGUGGAUACAUGGCAUUUCAACUAAACGCCGACAACCCAGGCGUGUGGCCUUUCCACUGCCACAUUGCAUGGCAUGUUAGCGCUGGUCUCUACAUGAACAUCCUGGAGAGGACCGACCUUCUUCCAGCAGUCGAGGUUCCUUCCAGCGUGAGCAAUCUGUGCAACGCAUGGUCCGCCUUUACGGCCGAGGGUCCCAUUGAUCAGAUCGACUCGGGCCUUAGGAAGCGAAGCCACAGCCACCACCUCGGACGACACAAACACGCAAACAUUGUUCGAAGGACGCUGUAA
Molecule: messenger RNA, 2121 nt
Organism: Cladophialophora psammophila CBS 110553
Lineage: Eukaryota; Fungi; Ascomycota; Eurotiomycetes; Chaetothyriales; Herpotrichiellaceae
Exons: 2
Coding region: 1-2121 (706 amino acids)
Molecular function (GO): oxidoreductase activity; copper ion binding
Source: RefSeq, a predicted model, not a curated record